This is a messenger RNA of Hippocampus zosterae (dwarf seahorse), 2149 nucleotides long. It is a transcript of the gene tom1, whose product is annotated as target of myb1 membrane trafficking protein. Gene Ontology annotation, biological process: signal transduction. The record is from RefSeq and is a predicted model, not a curated record. Gene Ontology annotation, cellular component: endosome; membrane. Bases 124 to 1596 code for a protein of 490 amino acids. Lineage: Eukaryota; Metazoa; Chordata; Actinopteri; Syngnathiformes; Syngnathidae. Gene Ontology annotation, molecular function: clathrin binding; phosphatidylinositol binding; ubiquitin binding. The transcript is spliced from 16 exons.
ACUAGUGGCCCACUUUGUGCUGCUAGAAGGCGGGGUGCAGCAGCGAGCUCGGCCGCCCGGUGCGUACGGCUCCCUGCCCGGUCCGGUUCUUUGGUGCUCUGCUGGGCCUUCGCUGCCUCCACAAUGGAGUUUCUACUGGGGAACCCGUUCAGUACGCCUGUCGGACAGCGGAUCGAGAUUGCAACCAACUCGAGCCUGCCGUCAGAAGACUGGUCUCUCAACAUGGAGAUCUGCGAUGUGGUUAACAGCUCUGAAGAAGGACCCAAAGAUGCAGUUAGAGCCAUAAAGAAAAGGAUUGUGGGGAACAAGAACUUUAAGGAGGUCAUGCUGGCACUCACCGUGCUUGAAACCUGCGUGAAGAACUGUGGAUACAGGUUUCACAUCCUGGUGACCACAAGGGAUUUUAUCGAGGGGGUUCUCGUCCGUUCCAUCAUCCCGAGAAACAACCCUCCUUUGAUCGUACACGACAGAGUGCUCGGCAUCAUACAGGCGUGGGCAGACGCAUUCCGUAGCUCGCCCGACCUGACAGGUGUGGUGUCAGUGUAUGAAGACCUGCGCAGGAAAGGGCUUGAGUUCCCUGUGACGGAACUGGAUGGCUACCCACCAGUCCAAGCCCCCAAAAGGACCUCGUCUCGGAACGGGCCUGCUGUUGCUACUGUCCCCGCUGUGCUGCUGUCCUCCAAACCUCCCCUAACCCCACCCCAGACACUUGAGCUAAAACAGACGCUAGAUGGAAGUGAUGCCUUCACUCCCAACCAGGUGGGGGCUCUAAAAGCAGAGCUGGGAGUCGUGCGGACCAACCUCACCAUGAUGUCCGAUAUGAUGAGUCAGCUGGAUCCUGUCACGGUAAAGCAAGCUGCCGUGGAGCUGCUGGAGCAGUUGUACACGGUAUGUAAGGAAAUGCAGGACAGGAUAGUGAAGAUUGUCCCCAGGCUUAGUGAGGAGAAGUUGAUUGAGGAGUUACUCGCUACCAACGACGAGAUGAACACCGCCUUCUCGCGCUAUCACAGGUUUGAAAGACAGUUAACUAAUUGUCCAAACGCAACACAAAAGGGCCACACUUAUGUAAACCUGACGGACCUCGAUGUGAGCCAAUCAGCAGCUGCGUCAGUCCCAAAUGGAGGCUUGCUCAGCCAAUCGAAAGAGGACACUUUGUCCAGCCAGAUGGCAGGGCUCAACACAAGGGAAGGCGAUGAUGUUGUGGAUGCAUUUUUACUGAAAGGGAAUGGCUCAGCUCAAAGAGGAAGUGAAUUUGGUUUCAGUGAGCAUCCAGCCAUUGGACUGGAUGGCCUUGCGCAAGCGCAGGACGACACCGUGCAAAACUCUAAAGCGGAUUGCAGCCCAGCCUCCUCCCACAGCUCGUCACCAAAGUUAGACUGGAUGAUUAAAAGGGGAAUGAUUCCCAUCAAGCAGUCCAAUGUAAUGGAGGAUAUUGAGAAAUGGCUGGAGCUGGAUGAUGAGUACGAUGACAACGAGGACUCUGAUGGUGUCACAAGCGAAGAAUUUGACAGGUUCUUGGCGCAAAGAGCCAAAGCAGCUGAGCGUCUGCCUUCAGUACGACAGUCUUCCCAGGACGCCAACCACUCCGAAUCCUGAGCUGCACUUCCACCUGCCGCACACGCAACUCUCACAAAGUACCUCUGCCAUAAGGGACAGAUGGAGAUGUAUUUUGGUUUUAUGUAUCCAAGGCACAUUUGGGCAUGGAGGACUGCGGUCUGUAAUUACUUCCUGUGUAUCCUGCUAAGUUACUUUACUGGGGUUUUAACUGGUAACAAGUGAAUGAAGGCUAGAGCAUUUUGCUUGAUGUAACUAAGUGGCGGUAAUGCAAACGUUUGCACAAUUUCUAUGGGAACAUUCCUACUAUUGAAGGAAACGUGGAAUAUUGAUACUAAAACAACUUUUGCAACAUAGAGGACUAUAUUGCUAUGAACUCUCAUUUGUGGUAUCUCAUGAUGAGUUACAGAUAAUGCCUUUGUGUAAGUAGCACACUCUUAACUUAUAUGUCAGCAAUUUCUCAUUUGAAGAGUUUGAGGCUUCGCUUCAGGUUAAUAUUGAUAUCAGAUGUAACAUUGGUUUUUUUUUAAUUCCAUAAUAUUUCUUUGUCAAGAUGUUUUAAGUUUAAAUGCAGAGUUCAAUUAAAUAAACAACC